CAAUGUGUUUAUUUUCAAACACUUUUGAUUCAUUCAUGAUUUUUUUUUAUUCAAUGGUUUUCAAUUUUAAUAAUUAAUCAUUCUAAAAAAAUAUGAAUCAUUCGAAUAAAAAUAAGCGUAAUUUAGAUCUUGAUCAACAUUCCAAUGACAAAAGCGAUGAUCCUGUUAAACGAUCAAAGCAGAAUGAAGAUGAUCGUGAAAUUGUAGAAAAUUUGUCCGAUUCAGAGAAAAACGAAAUCGAUGAAGAUGAUUAUGAUGAAAACAAUGAAGAUGAAGAAUUAAGUGAUAAAGAAAUAUCCAUUGAAUUUACUGCUCAUGAUCCAAUCGAACGUGAUUUUCAUGGUAUUCGAUGUCUGUUACAACAGUUAUGGCUAAAGGAGAAUAUAGACAUUUCUGAAUUGACCGAGUUAGUCAUGAAAGAUACGAUCACUACCGUCAUAAAGCAAUCGAUUGACGAAGACGAGCAACCCGACGAAGAUGAACAAAAUAAUGAUGAUGAAGAUGAUGACAACGUAUUUGGUGUCAUUUCAAUCAUACCAUUUAAUAGCCAUUUUAAUGAAAAGAAUUGUGUACAGCAAAUCAAAAAUUUAUUAUCGUCAUAUUUACCUAAAGACAACGACAUUUCUCGUAAACUAAACCAUUCAGAUGCUAAAUGUGCUUUAAUUAUAAACGAACGAUUCGUUAAUCUACCAUCACAAAUAUCUGUUCCUUGUUAUCAACAACUAUUAGCCGAAUUGAAACAACAAACAACAUCAAGCAAAUUCGAAUUCGAUCAUAUUAUUAUGAUUUCGAAACUUUCGAAGAAUCAAAAUGAUUUAUUCUAUACUAAUGAUGAAGAUGAAAUCUUUAGUGAACGAGCCGAAACUCAAUUCGAAUAUUCCGUAUCCAAGCAAUCGGAUACUCAUUCAAUAGAUUGGAAUGAUGAUGAAAAAACAUUCGAACCAUAUCGUAAGCUGCUUCUAUUAACCAAAGAACGAUGGAUUGAAACUAUAAAUUUUCUAAAGAAUUUAUUCUAAAUUUUUAUAUAGAAAAUCUUUUCCGUAAUAUUGAUAUAUCGAUUCCUUAAUGAUUAUCCACCUAAUAAUGUUCUAAAAUCACACAAUAAAUGUUUAA
Molecule: messenger RNA, 1113 nt
Organism: Dermatophagoides pteronyssinus (European house dust mite)
Lineage: Eukaryota; Metazoa; Arthropoda; Arachnida; Sarcoptiformes; Pyroglyphidae
Product: protein BCCIP homolog
Cellular component (GO): nucleus
Source: RefSeq, a predicted model, not a curated record